Messenger RNA from Olea europaea var. sylvestris, 829 nucleotides. Its product is annotated as glutathione gamma-glutamylcysteinyltransferase 1-like. The coding region runs from base 354 to 659 and encodes 101 amino acids. Gene Ontology annotation, molecular function: glutathione gamma-glutamylcysteinyltransferase activity; metal ion binding. Gene Ontology annotation, biological process: response to metal ion; phytochelatin biosynthetic process. The transcript has 2 exons. The record is from RefSeq and is a predicted model, not a curated record. Lineage: Eukaryota; Viridiplantae; Streptophyta; Magnoliopsida; Lamiales; Oleaceae.
AGACAACUACAGCGUUAGCGCGGCAUCAGAGUGGAUGCACAGAUCUGUCUCUUCGCCUAAGUGGAUGCGCUAGGAUGGUCACAUCGUCGGUGGGGUUGAGGUGUAGCGAUACGAACUAAACUCUUCUCCGGCGUUUCGGAUCACAGCGGCGAUUUGGACUUUUUGUGGUGUUACGGACUUUUGUGUGGUUUUAUAGAUCGUAUGAUUUUUUGGUAAAUUUUUCAACAUGUUUUGUUGCGAUUUUUGAGAUGGUUAUUGUAUAGGCUGUGAUAGUGUGCUGUGGUGAUGGUGAUGGCUUGUUUGUGGGUUUUGGUGGGGAUGGUGGUUGGGUGCGGUUUAAAUGGAGAGAGGAGAUGAUGGUGGUGGUGGUGUUUUGUGGGUGGUGCGGUGGUGGUAUGUUGUGGUGGUGGCAACGGGCGGCUAUCAAGGUGGAGGUGUUGAAACAAGUACAAAAGACUGGUCUUUACAAGCAUGUGAUGGAUAUUUUAUCUUCAAAAAAAUCUUCCUGCCAAAUCAAACAAACUGUUGGUGUCCGAGAUAGUUCGCCUCACAUUGCAUCAAGUGUUUGCUGUCAAGGGGCUGGAUUUUUUACUGGGAAAUUGGGCUUGGCGGACAGGUUUUGCUGUAGGGAGAGCAAAUUAUUAUACUGGUCGCGAUGAGUGCAUAUUUGUUUGUGGUGACCCCAUGUGACCAAAUUUGAGUUUGUUGUGACUAUUUGUGACCAAUUUUGACCGGUUGUAACAUGAUAUUGACCUUAUCAUAGAUAGUCACACUGAAUGUAAUUUUGGUUUAGUCACACCGAAAUUAGAGUUGGUCAUUGUUAAUCACA